GAUGGAAUAUAUGGGGAAUUGUAAGAGUUUAUUGCUUAAAUAUGAUGUAAAAAUACAAUAUGCUAAAAUUAAAGAAAGUAAUGUUAUAGCUAAACGUGAUCAUAAAGAAUUUGAAAAGCAUUCUGGUAUUCAACAAGGUGCUAUAGAUUUUUUGUUACCUUUAUCAAAUUGUUCUAGAGAUUAG
This is a messenger RNA of Funneliformis mosseae, 184 nucleotides long. NCBI's taxonomy places the organism in Eukaryota, Fungi, Glomeromycota, Glomeromycetes, Glomerales, Glomeraceae. The record is from the annotation of a GenBank genome assembly.